This is a messenger RNA of Schistosoma turkestanicum, 5923 nucleotides long. Lineage: Eukaryota; Metazoa; Platyhelminthes; Trematoda; Strigeidida; Schistosomatidae. The record is from the annotation of a GenBank genome assembly.
AUGGUCACAGUAAUCUAUUUCAAAGCGUUUAGAUCAUAUGUAGAAGUCGUUAUUAUAAACGUGCAGGAUAAAAACGUGCUAAGCAAAACCACAAAUUUAAGCCCUUAUGAUAAAUUAGAAUACUUUGAUCGAUGUAGAAGAGAAAGUAUUCUUUGUUUUACUACGUCAAAGUCAAAAGCAACACUAUCACAUGUGCCCGGCAUAUUUGGCUUACGUGGGGAAAUGUCUGAAUGGGACCGUUGGGUUAUAACGACUGAUGACAGGGUUAGACAUGAUGCUCAGUUCCAGUUCCUCAAACCAGUUGGUGGUUAUAUAACUGGUGAACAAGCAAGAGUUUUCUUUAUGAAGUCAGGUUUAUCAGUUAUGGUUCUGGGGCAGAUAUGGGCUCUUGCAGAUAUGGAUAUGGAUGGGAAAAUGGACAAGAAAGAGUUUUCAAUAGCUAUGUUUCUUAUCAAAAAAGCACUAGAAGGCUUACCUUUACCUUCUGCUUUGCCUCCAGGCCUCAAGAAUGAUCCUCAACCCGCAUUUAUUACAUCAGGUGUUACACUCGCGUUAGGUUUAGUGAGUGAUGCAGGACAUAAUGGUUUGUCUUCUGCGCCAUCAAAUGAGAAAGAUUCUAAUUUGGCAUCUGCAGCUUACCAAGAUUGGGUAAUAUCAUCAACCAAUCGUCCUCGUUAUCGACUUCUUUUCAAUCAGCACGAUCGAAAUAAGCGUGGUUUUCUUACUGGUGUAGAAGCAAGAAGUAUUCUUUUACAAUAUGGCCUUUCAAAUCCCAUACUAGCUCAUAUCUGGAACCUUGCAGAUUUGGAUAAAGAUGGCAAUUUAAACUGUGAUGAAUUUAGCAUUGCAAUUUUCUUAAUUGAAAAAGCACUUUCUGGAUCUCAACUUCCAAAUACACUUCCUUCUGGUCUUAUUCCUUCAAAUCAACCGCGCACAUUUGGGCAUACAUCUCCUAAUGUCACUGCCAAACAAGAUGAUAACGAGUGCAAAGAAAGCAAAUCAUCUUUGAGUUUUGAAGAUAAACGUAGAGAAAAUUUUAGACAAGGUCAAGCAGAACUAGACAGACGGAAGCAGGAGUUAGCUGAAAAAAUGCGUUUAGAUGAAGAAAUUCGCUUGGAAAACGAACGAUUAGAAAAGGAGAAGCAACAAAAAUUACGUAUGGAAAAAGAGCGUCAACAAGCUGCAGAAGCUGAAAAACAAGCAGAACUUACAAGACAACUGGAAGUUCAACGAGAACAACGUCGUCGUCAAGCUGUUGAGCAUAGGAUGAAGGCUGCACGUGAAGCAGAAAAACAACGUCAAAUUGAGUUAGAGCGGAUUCGAACUGAUGCUCUUUUGAAGGAGCGUAAUCAUAUGCAAGCUCUACUGGAGCAGGCUAUUGCUCACCGUGCAAGUUUACUUGAAUCAGCAACAUCACAACAGCAACGUUUAUCGGAAUUAGACUCUCGUCUCACAGUUGCACAAACUGAAGUUGAUUCUCAUAAGACAAGUAUUAAUGAAAUGCGUAGUAAACGCGAUGCUUAUGAGCGUGAUAUUCGCGAAAUGACUGAACAAAUGGAAGCUGCUAAGGCUGAACUUACUCACUGGCAGAGAGAAAAGGAACAGUUAAGCUUGCGAAUGGCCGCCGGAGUAGAUAUGAAUCCUGUCAUGGAACAGUACAAAACACUACAGUCAAUGCGUGAUGCACGUAUUAAAGCAAUUGAGCAGUUAAAAAAUAAAUUGAAUGAAUUAGAUCAGAAUAUGACUCAGCAAGGUCAUGAACUGGCUACUAGACGUAACAAAAUUGAUGAUGCAGAAGGUCGCGUCACACGAGCAAUGCUUGAUUUAGUUGAUUUACGACAUUCUGUUGAACAGAAAAUGGAAGCAUAUAAAUUGAAAAAAAAAUCUGAUUUAUCCACAUCCACUCCAACUAAUGUUGGAAAUGCACAAAAAGAAUUAUAUGAAGCAAUGUUUGAUUUUACUGCUAGACAUCCAGAUGAAUUAUCAUUUACAACUGGAACUCUAAUUGAUGUUUUUGCAAAUGCCCCGGUUAAUGUAGGUCCAGGUUGGUUGUAUGGUCAAAUUGAUGAUAAAGUUGGAUUAUUUCCUGAAACGUAUGUACGAAAAAAAGUCGAUGGGAAGAUUGAUCCAUUCGAUCCCUUUGGAGUUCAUAAAAUAACAAGUACUUCUUUACCACCGGGAGUGAUGACAACAACAGUGACAACAUCUACGACAAAUGGUACACCUGCCCAUACAAGUAGUGCAUUGGAUACUAUUAGGAGUUUGGCUGAACCGGUAAAUGAUGUUUUUAAAAAUGGGUCAACUACAAAACUCAAUGAUACUACUUUCUCUAACAAAGAAUUUUCUGGUGAAGUACAACAGAGUUGGAAUGCAUCAAUGUCUACAAUAACUUUACCUGAAAAUAUACCGACAGAUCAAUUGUUAACAUUGACAGUUGAUGAUCACGUAAAAAUUAUUAAAGAACACGACAAUAACAAAGAAUGGUAUUUUGGUGAAAUAACUGAUAAAUCUGGUAUUGUGAAGAAAGGAUGGUUUCCAGCAUGUUGUCUAAAACCACUUAUUUCUAAUAUAGAAAACGGGUUAAAUUUGUCUUCAUCACCAAUCAACACAUCGAAACAACCAAACAUCCUCUUUUCAUGUGUUGCGUUAUAUCCAUAUGAGUCGAAUGUACCGGGCGAUCUAAAUCUCUCUGUUGGUGAUUUGAUUAGAGUUUAUGUUAUAAAAGAUGAUUGGUGGGAAGGUGUUUGUGAACGAUCAAAACUCAAAGGUUUAUUUCCGGCUAAUUACGUUCGUAAACUAAGCAAUGAAGAAACACGUUCAAUGGAAGAAAAGCUAGGAUUAAGCGGAUCAAUUGUUAACCAAAAAGAACCUAACGACACAAGUAAUUCUCCAUCUCUGUCGAAAAUAACUCCUACAUCAUCACCAAAAUUAAUGGAAGCAAAUCCUAAUGACUGUAUGGCUAGUUUACUUUCUUCAUCAAAUACAUCUUCGACUUCAUCAUCUGGUGUUGUUGUAUGCACUCAGCCGGAAUUCGCUCGAGUAAUUGCACCGUACAAAGCUACUUCAGCUGGUCAACUAACACUUCAACCUGGUCAAGUUGUACAACUUCGUAAACGUUCACAUAAAGGUUGGUGGGAAGGAGAAUUACAGCAAAGAGGUCAUAUUCGUCAAAUUGGCUGGUUCCCAGCAGAUUUUGUUCGACUGAUUACACCACUAACAGUGAAUGGAUCGUCCACCUCAUCUGGUCAACAACUGUCCAAAUUACCAGAUUCCACUAAUAAUCAGAAUGAAAAUAGUCCAACAAGUUUAAAAGUGUUAGCAUCAAAAGCGGUGACUACAUCGAAUUCUGUUACUGAUAAUUCUGUACCAAGUCAACAAUCACAAUCAAAUCAUGUGGAAUUGAUGCAAACUAUUUUUAGUUAUAAAGCUGUUCUUGCAGAUGAAUUAACAUUUGAAGAAGGUGCUAUUAUCACAGUACUAGGUCGAGAUGAACCUGAAUGGUGGCGUGGUCGACUUCAAAGUUCAGGAGCAGAAGGACUUUUCCCUGUUAAUUAUGUACGUCCGUACACUCUUCCUUCUCAGCCAGAAAAAUCCGUAAAUCAACGUUCUAUUGCUUCGUCUAAAAUGGAUACUGAUAUUUCUAGAAAACUCCGUGAACGUGAUUUCGCCAUUAGAGAACUUAUCGAAACUGAAUUAACAUACAAUAAUAGUCUUAUUGAAGUGAGAGAUGUCUUUUAUAAACCUAUGAAAUCAUUAAAAAUGUUAACCACACAACAACUGGAUGAUAUUUUCCCUCAUUGGAAUGAGUUGAUAGAUACUUCGACGGAAUUUUAUCGUGAUUUAAAUGAUUACGUUAAAUCUGGCUCAUCGAAUCAGUCAUUCGGUCAAAUCCUUUUGAAACAUAUGGUUAAGUUUAAAGUUUACCGUCUCUAUUGUAUUCAACAACCUGUUGCAUGUGAAACUUUACAACAUUGUUUAUCAUCGAAUUAUCGUUUAAACCAACUGGUUAAAAUAUUUGAAAAAAAUACCAAAACCAAAGGUCUACCUCUAGCGUCAUAUCUGUUAAAACCAAUGCAACGUAUCACAAGAUAUAAAUUGAUCAUUGAAAAGAUUGCAACAAAUACAGAUAUUUCAUAUCCAGACCACGAUGAAAUUUCCAAAGUGAAUAAUUUGAUGUGUGCACUUUUAAAGUCAAUCGAUCAUGCAGUUGGAUCUAAAGAUAACCAUAAUCGAAUCGAGUGGUUUCGUUCACGACUGACUGGUGCUGAUAAACAGCUUUUAGAUUGGCUGUCCAAUGAUAAACCUCAGAAUCCUCGUGACAGACCAUGUUUAGUUCAUUGUGGUACACUUUAUAAAGCAAAAAACAAUCGAGAAUUCAUUUGCUUUUUAUUCAACAAGUAUUUAAUUUUAACGACACCAAAUUAUAAUACAAAUGGACAAUUAUUUGAAUUUCCGCCUACAACUGGAUCGUCUGGACAAAAAUGGUCUUUUAUGAUGUAUAAAGAACCAUUGGCGUUGAAUCAAAUUUAUGUGUUCAAAGGUUCAUUCAGACUAGGUUGUGAAUCAACAUCUUCAGUUUGUAGUAGAUAUUCAGUAACACCUAAAUCAGCACUAUAUAACAGAUCUACCAGUGAUGAAAUUGUACGAUAUGCAUCCACUUCUACAUUAACUGAAUCAACUGAAAAUUCAACUGUGAAUAUUAGACAUCAAUCAGAGAUUGGAAAAUAUUCAACAGCAAAUGUUUUCUCUUUACUCAAACGAAGAAAUUCUUGGCAGCCUAUAGUGACUUUGAAAGCUCCAUCAAAUGAACUUUGUGAUCUUUGGGUGUCAAUUUUGCGAGACCAAAUUAAAGCGGAAAGUAAUUUGUUAAAUACAUGUGCUACUUAUUCACCAUCACCGAAAAAUGGGUACCCACAGCAUUUACUGUUCACAAUUAUAAAAGUUUACACUAACUCACAAGAUCAAUUUGAAGUUCAUUUCAAAAUUAGUAUAACUGAUCAAAUGUGGAAAUUUUGUCAAAUAAGUGCUAAUCAAUCAAUACUAGACUGGAAAACACCAUCAUCUGAGACGUUAAAUUUUCUUAUACCAGAAUCUUUAGAAAAGCGUUUACAUAUAACUGCUUUCAAAUCAUUACCAUUUAUUAAUUCAAAUAUAAUUGGAUCAUGUAUUAUACCAUUUUCAAAUAUAUUCACUAAUUUCCCACCAAGUUCAUUUGAAUCAUUUACUAAACAAAUUGAAUUGGAUCAAUCACUCGGUAUGAAAGUGGAAUUCAACAUUGAACUUACUGUUUAACGAUAGCUGAUGAUGAUGAUGAUGAUGAAGAGGAGGAGGAGGGCGACAAUCGAAUAACACUAAUAGUAUAAUGUAUUCAUUCAAUUCUAAUUUACAUAUUUUAAACAGAAUGCUAUUUGUUUUUGUUUUUUUUAAUACGUACAUAUGUAUAUUGUUUUUCUUAUGUUUUAUUUGAAUAUCAUUAAGUCUUAUUUUAUUCUGACUAAGCUAAACAAUCACAACUAUCAACUAUCAACUUGAUGCUUAUCCAUCUCUUCUAAACGUAUGAGAAUACUUGAUGAUUGUGCUUCUGCUUUGUUUUUUUUUUAUGUCUUAUUACUUGUACAUUGUACUUGGUGUUCACAUCAUUUUCUUUUGUACUACAAUCAUUUUUCAUAAGUGUUUUACCCCACUGUCAAUAGAGAAGUGCACAUGCUUCCUAGCUUAGAAAAUUUACGUUUAUUCCACAUCAGUAAUAAUGGAGAAAAAAAAACAAUAAUUCCAUGCACAAAAUUAAGAUCUCGUCUUAAAAUUACUUUGUCUUAUCCAUUUAUUUUCGUUCUUUUUUUUUGUAUUUUAUUGUAGCUUCGAUUUUUGCUAAUAAAAUUUUAUCAGUGAUUCUUAUUAUCUUUUCUCUGCUUUUUAAUUUCAG